This is a messenger RNA of Notodromas monacha, 1779 nucleotides long. Lineage: Eukaryota; Metazoa; Arthropoda; Ostracoda; Podocopida; Cyprididae. The record is from the annotation of a GenBank genome assembly.
AUGGUACACUUGACUGCUUUGUGGCAAGCCAUGGUCAUGCUCAUGGUCCUCAUAGUCAUAAUAUUUGGGGCGUUCAGGUACCUGCUGUAUGCAACCCGUGCACCGACACAAGUUGCCCUGCAGAGACUCCAGGAGCUGCGCCAUCGUGGGCGGUGCUGCAUCACCACCACCACCACCACCACCACCAUCAUCUCUUCCGUACGUGUUGCGCAACAGGGCGUAGACGGACAUGACGAAACCCGGGGUGCAGAACCCGCACUGGGACCCGUGGGCCCGAGCAAUCCGCUCCUGGGCAGCGUGGAGCUGGUCGCCAGCGGUGGUGCCGAUGCCCUCCACCGUGGUCACGGCUGCCAGGUGGAUGGAGCAGAUGGGCGCCAGACACGCGUUCACGGCCAAGUGGCUGCCAAAUGCAAUUUGCGAGAAGAACAAAAUAUAAAUAAAGAAAAGAAACCUGUGUGCUGUGUUGAUGAAAAUUUCAGCUACCUCUUCAUAGGAACAAGUAAAGAUAAAUCUCCAGCUGAUCAAGAUAUUGAUGACCAUGGGGCUGCAGUGGCAGCAACUGCACCUGUUUUAGCUGAUGUUGCUGCUGCAGGAGGUCAGCACACUGCAGCUGGCCUUUUGGCUGAUGGUGGUUUAGCUGUAGCCUUUGCUUCAGUUGCUGUGCUGGUGAAGGUGAUCAAACUCAAAGAAGAGUUUCAAAUGGAGCCUUUCAGUCUUUCCAUGUUUGUUGAAGAGAACUUGGAUGAUGCCAAAGUAUUCAAUUCCUGGGGCUUGAGGAAUAUAAUUGUACAUGCUGCAUCUGGCAUCUCCAUGGAGAUGCAGGAGCAGUAUAAUGCUGGGUACAUUGGCUGGUGUGGGCACUGGCUCCACUCUGACUUGUUGAGGUUCAAGGAGUUGUCAUUGGGUGCUGGGUUGGAAGCCGCCCUCAAUUUUUUGGAGUACAAAGCCUGCUGGAAAUUGGCUGCAUCUCCUGUUGAGUACUUGUCAUCUUUCUGGACAUUGGAGAGGUAUGCUGACACAUUCUCAUCCCAAGUGGUGGGGCUUGAUGAAAAUGGCGCUUGCGAUGAGAAUGUGAUGGCUGUUGAUGAAAAUGGUGGAAUGACCAUGGGUUGUUGGAAAUCGAAACACUUGCCUCCCAACCCAUAUAGUGGACUGACCAAGUACCAGCUGAAGGUGUUGAGGGAAAUGUCCCUCAGGGAAGAAGACAUUGCCUCCUGGCACGAAUGGUGGUUCACCACUUUCCCCUCAGGGCUCAUGCCACGUUCCAGUUUCCGCCUGGUCUUUGAGAAGUACUGUCCUAAGUACCCCUUUGGAGUGACAAACCCCUACUGUGAUGUGGUGUUUGACAGAGUGAUGGAGGACACCCGGAAUCAGCCCUUGGGACUGGGGGUCUUUUUGCUGAUUCACUCCAUGCGAAUGAAAAAUGGACUAGAGGACAGACUGGCUUGGUUCCAUUACUUGUCGACAGUGGAUUCCACUGACAGUGUGGAUCCUGAGAGGCUCAAAGAGAUCAUGAAGGCCGUGAUGCUGCUCAAGGGAGAGCAGAGAAGUGAGGCUGAACUGGAAGAGGUGGCUGACAGGACCUGUAAGAAUUUGGGCUGUUGCGAGCAGAAUCUCCGUGGCGUCAUCCGGAUGUCCAUUGGAUUACACGACAACUUGCACAGCGACAACUCACACAGCGACAACUCACAUAGCGACAACUCACACAGUGCGACAACUCACACAGCGACAACUCACAUAACGGAGUUCGUAUCCUUAAAUUUCGUGAGGCUGAGCUGA